GCCGCGCACCCGCAGCAGCGCCCGCUCCGUCGGCGAGCGGCAGAGGCAGCUCCGGCCGCGCCUGCCCCGGCCCGCGGCACCCCGCGCAGGUAAGGCGUGUCCGCGGUGCGGGCAGAGCGGCGCCGAGAAGGACGAGCCCCGCUGUGUCGCGGCGGAGGAGGAAGAGGAGAAGGAGGCGCGAGAGGCUGAUUAGAAACAAAAAUAAUAGAAGAGUUCACCCCCUGGAUCUUAGCCUUGGCCUUUUACAAGCGAGCAGAAGAGGAGCUGUCAGGCUGUGCAUGUCAAAUAGCCGCCCGGCUGUUUGACAGCUUCUGGGUUUCAACCCCAUUGGGAUUGAGGCAGCUCAGGAAGCCAUGAGCGAUGAGUCCUGUCGCCUGCUGACGCUGCUCCAGCACCAUGGCAGGCAUUCCGUGAUCUGACAAGAGGAUACGUCUUGGGGAGGCAGCACUGGGAUCCGUAAUUGGCUUCCUGGGAAACUACAGCUGGUGGAUAGGAUGUAAAAAGAGGUAUACACACACUGGGAUAUUGCUACACUCUUGCUGAGCUCCUGGAUCUGCUUGGAGGAGAGGAUUUUGCCACCAGUCUUGUUUUUAUAUCUCCCGCUUUGGUAAUGUUGGCUUUGGGGAAAAUUUCUGCUGACUCACCCAUGCCUAGACACCUUUCUCAAAACUUGGCUGAUCAGUGAAGAACACCACCGACACCUUCUCCCCUCUGGCCCCCUCAGUGUUCCCCUCCAUCCCACGGGGCCCCCGCAGCCCCCCCCGUCCCGUGGCGGGGGUGAGCACGCCUGAAGCUCCGAGUGUGGCCGGUGUCCAGCAAGAUUUUACCCUGUCUGCCCCUGGGGCCCCAGCGCCGCCCCCCGCCGGCACUGCCGCCCCACUCGCUCGCCCCAGGCCGCGCAGGAUGGGGGCGGCGCUGGUGCGGCGCGGGGGCUGCCUGCUGCUCUGGCUGGCCCUGCUGCUGGGCUGCUGGGCUGAGCUGGGCAGCGGGCUGGAGUUUCCAGGGGCCGAGGGGCAGUGGACCAGGUUCCCCAAGUGGAAUGCCUGCUGCGAGAGCGAGAUGAGCUUCAACAUGAAGACGCGCAGCUCCAGUGGGCUGGUGCUCUACUUUGAUGAUGAGGGCUUCUGUGACUUCCUGGAGCUCAUCCUUACCCAAGGUGGGCGGCUACAGCUCAGUUUCUCCAUCUUCUGUGCUGAGCCUGCCACCUUGCUCUCUGAUAUGGCGGUCAACGACAACCUUUGGCAUGCCGUGGUCAUCCGCCGCCACUUCAAGAACACCACUCUGAUCAUUGACCGGGCUGAGGCGAAGUGGGUGGAGGUGAAGUCCAAGCGGCGGGACAUGACUGUGUUCAGUGGCCUCUUCUUGGGGGGACUCCCGCCGGAGCUGCGGUCGGCGACUCUAAAGCUGACACUCUCCUCUGUCAAGGACCGGGAGCCCUUCAAGGGCUGGAUAACAGAUGUUCGGGUCAACUACACACAGACUUCGCCGGUGGAGAGCCAGGAGGUGCGGCUGGAUGAUGAGCAGAGCCGCCUGUGUGCUCGGGAGGAUGUUUGCCUCAACGGAGGUGUCUGCUCGGUGCUCAACGACCAGGCUGUCUGCGACUGCUCCCAAACGGGCUUUCGGGGGAAGGACUGCAGUGAAGAAGACAACUAUGUGGAAGGUCUGGCGCACCUGAUGAUGGGCGACCAAGGAAAAGAAGAAUAUAUUGCAACGUUCAAGGGAUCAGAAUACUUCUGCUAUGAUUUAUCUCAGAAUCCUAUACAGAGCAGCAGUGAUGAAAUAACUCUAUCAUUUAAAACACUUCAGAGAAAUGGACUGAUGCUUCACACAGGAAAAUCGGCUGAUUAUGUCAAUCUUGCACUGAAGAACGGAGCUGUCUCCUUGGUCAUUAAUUUGGGCUCAGGGGCCUUUGAAGCACUGGUGGAACCUGUGAAUGGGAAAUUUAAUGACAAUGCCUGGCAUGAUGUGAAAGUAACCAGGAAUCUGCGUCAGCACUCAGGCAUUGGACACGCUAUGGUGACAAUAUCAGUGGAUGGAAUUCUGACCACUACGGGAUACACACAAGAAGACUACACCAUGCUGGGCUCUGAUGACUUUUUCUAUGUUGGUGGCAGUCCUAGCACAGCAGACCUCCCGGGGUCACCAGUCAGUAACAACUUUAUGGGCUGUCUCAAAGAGGUUGUAUAUAAAAAUAAUGAUGUCAGGUUGGAGUUAUCUCGACUUGCCAAGCAAGGAGAUCCUAAGAUGAAGAUUCAUGGGGUAGUAGCGUUUAAAUGUGAGAAUGUUGCAACCUUAGAUCCGAUCACAUUUGAAACACCAGAGUCUUUCAUUUCUUUGCCAAAGUGGAAUGCCAAGAAAACAGGCUCAAUAUCAUUUGACUUUCGUACAACUGAGCCAAAUGGUUUGAUUCUUUUCAGUCAUGGAAAGCCAAGGCACCAAAAGGAUGCCAAACACCCACAGAUGGUGAAAGUUGACUUUUUUGCCAUUGAGAUGCUUGAUGGCCACCUCUACCUGCUGUUAGACAUGGGAUCAGGUACUAUAAAAAUAAAAGCGUUGCAGAAGAAGGUGAAUGAUGGUGAAUGGUACCAUGUGGACUUUCAAAGGGAUGGACGGUCAGGAACCAUAUCUGUGAACACGUUACGUACACCAUAUACUGCACCAGGGGAAAGUGAAAUCCUUGACUUGGAUGAUGACUUGUAUCUUGGAGGCUUACCAGAAAAUAAAGCAGGCCUGGUCUUCCCAACAGAGGUGUGGACAGCACUUCUCAAUUAUGGAUACGUCGGCUGCAUUAGAGAUUUAUUUAUUGAUGGUCAGAGCAAAGACAUUCGACAGAUGGCUGAAAUUCAAAGUACAGCUGGAGUAAAACCCUCGUGCUCGAGAGAAACUGCAAAGCCAUGCCUUAGCAAUCCCUGUAAAAACAAUGGUGUAUGCAGGGAUGGGUGGAACAGAUACGUUUGUGAUUGCUCUGGGACAGGGUACCUUGGCAGAUCUUGUGAAAGAGAGGCAACAAUAUUAAGCUAUGAUGGAAGUAUGUUUAUGAAAAUACAGCUCCCUGUUGUGAUGCACACAGAGGCAGAAGAUGUUUCUUUACGGUUCAGGUCUCAGCGAGCUUAUGGCAUUUUAAUGGCAACAACUUCCAGGGAGUCUGCUGAUACCCUCCGGUUGGAGUUGGAUGCGGGACGAGUAAAACUAACGGUCAACCUAGACUGUAUCAGGAUUAACUGUAAUUCCAGCAAAGGUCCAGAAACCCUUUUUGCUGGCUAUAACCUCAAUGACAAUGAGUGGCACACAGUGCGUGUGGUUCGACGAGGAAAAAGUUUAAAGUUAAUGGUGGAUGACCAGCAGGCCAUGACAGGUCAAAUGGCUGGUGAUCACACACGGCUGGAAUUCCACAACAUAGAGACUGGAAUAAUAACAGAACGUCGCUACCUGUCUUCUGUGCCUUCUAAUUUCAUUGGGCAUCUACAGAGCCUUACAUUUAAUGGCAUGGCAUACAUUGACUUAUGUAAAAAUGGAGACAUCGAUUAUUGUGAGCUAAAUGCAAGAUUUGGGUUCAGAAACAUCAUAGCAGACCCUGUAACCUUUAAAACAAAAGCAAGUUAUGUCGCAUUGGCCACAUUGCAAGCAUAUACAUCUAUGCACCUUUUUUUCCAGUUCAAAACCACCUCUCUGGAUGGAUUGAUACUUUAUAACAGUGGCGAUGGAAAUGAUUUCAUUGUGGUUGAAUUAGUAAAAGGAUAUUUACACUAUGUGUUUGACUUGGGAAAUGGUGCAAAUCUCAUCAAAGGAAGUUCUAAUAAACCUCUGAAUGACAACCAGUGGCAUAAUGUGAUGAUAUCAAGGGAUACCAACAAUCUCCACACUGUAAAGAUUGACACAAAAAUCACAACUCAGAGCACAGCUGGAGCCAGAAAUUUAGAUCUCAAAAGUGAUUUAUAUAUUGGAGGAGUGGCCAAAGAAAUGUAUAAGUCCUUACCAAAGCUGGUGCAUGCAAAGGAGGGUUUUCAAGGCUGUCUUGCAUCAGUUGAUUUGAAUGGACGGCUCCCUGAUCUAAUCUCAGAUGCUCUCUUCUGCAAUGGGCAAAUAGAAAGAGGAUGUGAAGGCCCCAGCACAACGUGCCAAGAGGAUUCGUGUGCAAACCAGGGAGUGUGCUUGCAGCAGUGGGAUGGAUUCAGUUGUGACUGUAGCAUGACCUCCUUUAGCGGACCAUUAUGCAAUGACCCGGGAACAACGUAUAUCUUUAGCAAAGGUGGUGGACAAAUCACUUAUACGUGGCCUCCGAAUGAUCGCCCAAGCACUCGCGCAGACAGAUUGGCAAUAGGGUUUAGUACUGUUCAAAAAGAAGCCGUGUUGGUACGAGUGGACAGUUCUACUGGGCUUGGAGACUAUUUAGAGCUGCAUAUUCACCAAGGAAAAAUUGGAGUAAAAUUUAAUGUUGGCACAGAUGACAUCGCUAUCGAAGAAAUCAACGCCAUCAUUAAUGAUGGAAAAUACCACGUAGUACGUUUCACGAGGAGCGGUGGCAAUGCCACAUUACAGGUGGACAACUGGCCAGUUAUCGAACGCUACCCAGCAGGAAACAAUGAUAACGAGCGCCUGGCGAUUGCUAGACAGCGAAUUCCAUAUCGACUUGGUCGAGUAGUUGAUGAAUGGCUACUCGACAAAGGGCGUCAACUCACAAUCUUCAAUAGCCAAGCAACCAUAAAAAUUGGAGGCAAGGAACGGGGCCAUCCUUUCCAAGGCCAGCUCUCUGGUCUUUACUACAAUGGCUUGAAAGUUCUGAAUAUGGCAGCAGAAAAUGAUGCCAACAUCGUGAUAGAAGGAAAUGUGAGACUUGUUGGUGAAGUGCCUUCCUCCAUGACAACCGAGUCCACAGCCACAGCGAUGCAGUCUGAGAUGUCAACAUCAGUCAUGGAAACCACCACCACUUUGGCCACGAGCACCGCUAGGAGAGGGAAGGCCCCGACAAAGGAACCUAUUGGCCAGACCACAGAUGACAUCCUGGUGGCCUCGGCUGAAUGUCCCAGCGAUGAUGAGGACAUUGAUCCCUGUGAGCCGAGCUCAGGUGGGUUAGCAAAUCCUACCAGGGCAGGAGGAGGAAGGGAGUAUCCUGGCUCAUCUGAGGUGAUUCGUGAAUCCAGCAGCACAACAGGCAUGGUAGUUGGGAUCGUGGCGGCAGCAGCGCUGUGUAUCCUCAUUCUCCUGUAUGCCAUGUACAAGUACAGGAACCGAGACGAAGGAUCGUAUCACGUAGACGAGAGUCGAAACUACAUCAGUAACUCAGCACAAUCCAAUGGGGCUGUAAUCAAGGAAAAACAGCCCAACAGCGCUAAAAGUUCCAACAAAAACAAGAAAAAUAAGGAUAAGGAGUACUAUGUCUGAUCUCAACAUCUAAAUGAACGCUUGUAUAGAAAUAGUCUUCAUUUUAUCUGAGACAUAAUACAAACUUAUUUACUUUACUUUUUAUGAAGCACAUUCAAAAACAAACAAAAAAGACAGGGAAUGCAAUCAGAAAGGAAAGACUGUUUUUAAAAACAAGCAUUUCAUGCUCUUGUUUUUCAGAAACGGGAGCUGAUAAAUUCCCUAACAUCCACAGUGUUUUCAUUUACUCUGCCUGUCUUUAUGUUGCUGGAACAGUUCUGAAAGACAAUGAUGGCACCACGCAUUCAUAAAGCAAGGAGUAUUACUACAACAUCAAGGCACAAUAUGAAACAAAACAAAUUUAAAACAAAACAAAACAGGAAAAAAAAAAAAAAAAAACAGAAAAAAGAA
Tympanuchus pallidicinctus (lesser prairie-chicken) is the source of this 5772-nucleotide messenger RNA. RefSeq names its product neurexin 1 (gene NRXN1). The transcript has 22 exons. The record is from RefSeq and is a predicted model, not a curated record. The coding region runs from base 904 to 5382 and encodes 1492 amino acids. Lineage: Eukaryota; Metazoa; Chordata; Aves; Galliformes; Phasianidae.